Salpingoeca rosetta is the source of this 2463-nucleotide messenger RNA. RefSeq lists its product as uncharacterized. The transcript has 2 exons. The record is from RefSeq and is a predicted model, not a curated record. NCBI's taxonomy places the organism in Eukaryota, Choanoflagellata, Craspedida, Salpingoecidae. The coding region runs from base 46 to 2463 and encodes 805 amino acids. Gene Ontology annotation, molecular function: protein binding.
CCACCCUGCUUUGUGCUCCUCGGCACGCCCUUUUUUCUUGUGCCCAUGAUAGCCCCGGCAGCGCUUGUUCCACAGCACACGCCGGUACCACUCGAAGCAGCAACAGCAGCAACAGCAGCAACAGCAGCAACAGCAGCCAUGUUGGCUCCACGAGCAGGAUCAUGGGAGGAUGACGAACACCCACAGCCACAGGAGUGCUUCCUCCGCCGCAAUGAGAGUAGAUCAUUUGGCAUCUGCAUCGCCACCGCGCCCAUCAAACAGCGCGUGUCAAGCGCAAGCAGUAGCACCAUCAGUCUUGCCACAGGCAGUAGCGACCGCACUGCCCAUCGCCGCUCACAUUCCCGCCGGCCAAGCAACACGUCCAACCCGGACUUUCUUCAAAACCAGCAGCAACACCAGAAACAAAACCAACGGCAGCAGCAGCAGCAGCAGCAGCAGUUUGUGCAUAUCGUUGACAGCACGGGCCACGGUGGCCAGCUGCGACCCGUGUGUGCCACAGCGACACCACAGGCGGGCGAUGUCAUCACAAAGGUGAACGGCACCCCCGUUGGCAACAUCAACCAUGACGGCAUCAUCAACCUCGUGCGCGCCGCAGGCGACAUCUUGCACAUCACGUUGCUCCCGCUCGGCGUGAAGCAGGCUGUUGUCAGCAGCGCGCUCGCCGCCCACCGCCGCACCUCCAUUGCCAGCCACAGCACGGCACCGUCCACGCCGCUCGAGUGGCACCCGGACGCAAAGGACGAGGACCGCUUCUUCGCUUCCUCACAGCGGCAGCCGCUGGCGGUGGAGCAGAACCGCCAGCAAGGGAUGGGAGACAGCGAGGACGAGGCGAGACGCGCCGCUGCAGAUUUGCGGUCGCUGCACGUGUCCUCCAGGCGCCAGGAUCACGCCCCUCGCGGGGCCUGGGGACAGCAGCAGCAACAACAGCAACAACAACAGGAGCAACAGCAACAGCAGGGUUACUUGCGCCAGUACCACAGUCAGCGCCGCUUCUACCGCCGCCAUCGCAGCCAGCGACCACAGCAGCUGCAGCACCACCGACGCCAGGCCAUUCCACGCUCCGUGUCUGAGCAUUCAUCACACCGCUCAAGAAGCACAAGUGCACACGGGCGUCAGCAGCAGCAGCAGCAGCAGGACGGUGCCACGCCAAGGUUCCAUUACCGAGCCGCACACGGCGGCGGUGCUGUGAGCCUGGACCAGCCACCCAUGCAGCAGCAGCAGCCGCGACAGCAGCAGCUGCGCCAGGCACAGCCCGUGCACUUCUCCUCGCACCCAGGCCGCCCAAGUGGCACACGCGUGUCGGCGUCCUCGGCAAGCAAGCCAGGGGCUCGUGGUCCAAAGCUGGCAGUGUCUGCACCCACAGGCGUGUCUGCUUGGUCGUCCAUGCACCAACAACAGCAACAGCAACAACAGCAACAGCAACAGCAACGCGCUCCCUCAGCACCAUCCACACAGUAUCAAGGGCCACAGCCACAGCCACAUCAGCAGCCGCUGCCUGCGCUCUCCGUAGAGUUUUCAUGCCGCGGAUCGAAAGGAGCCAUUGUGUUGCGCGGGAAGGCGCUGAAAUCACUCCCAACUACAGAUCUGACGCAGAUGCUGCGCGCCGAGGACCUCUUGCAGGCCCACGCGUCGUACAGCGAGAACAACGUGCAGCCAGCGCAACCAAACUUGAUUCCCACAAGGACAAGGACGCUGAGCGCGACUUCGAGUGAUGGGGGCCCCAUCACCAUCACCACACGCGGUGGUAGCGUGCUCGGGUUCACUCGCGAGCCGUGUUUGGAGAUGGUGACAACAGCCAGCCGCUCGCAUGCCCUCUUCCUCGUCACCGUGUGUCGCACGCUCACCUGGCUCAACCAGCACGGAUUCCGCCUCGUGCGCGCGCCGCUGCUCACCACCAGCCUGCCUGCAGGCACAAGCACCCUAACCGCCAAGGCGGCGACCCUGUACUUGGAGCAGCUGCCCAAGUCGGCGCUGCUGCGGGAUUCCGGCUGUGACGUGCUGGAGGAGGCAUUUCCUGGCCACCCCGCAACAACAGCAACAACAACAGCAGCAACAACAGCAACAACAGCCGCAGCACAGGCAGCAACCGCAUCGGCCUGUGCACCGCAGAAGCGCGACCAGUGGUUUGUGCUGCACGUCGCUUCCUCGCACAUCACCGUGGUAGAUGCGCCCAUGCGUGCGCUCUCCUCUGUCACGGACACCAUCCAGGAGGCUGUGGACCACUUGGCCGAGCAGACAGCGACGGCAGAUGUGCAAGUGUUGCAUCGCACGCAUGAGCCGUCGAUUGACGUGUUUGAUGUGGAGCACCUUGGCCGUGUUGGGCGCACGCUUCACCCGGCCCACAAGUUGCUGGUGCCGUUGCAGACUGCACUGGGCCGCCGUGGGUGGUUGUGCCAUGCCGUCCCCUCCCUGCUCAAGGGCGUGGAGGAGGAGACAUGCUACCUCUUCACCCCGCCCGCGUGA